ACGCAAAUACACACACGCGCGCGCGCGAGCUGCCUCUCAUCAGCACACACACACCCCGGAGCAGCGGCAGCGGCGGCGGUAGAGGAGGAGCAGCCGGCGGAAUGUGGUGAUGUGGGGAUGCUGCUGGACUGUGUGCUGAUCAGCUGAGGAGGGCGGCCAUGGAGCAGAGAGUGCCGCGCUUGGUAUUUGAGGUGACAUCUGCCCCCCUCUGAGAGGCUGAUAAUAAAUGACUUCAAUGGAACAUGUGGAGGAGUCUCAGGAGGACAGUGUGGAGCCCUGCGACAAUUUCUCGCUCUGUCUGCACAAAGUGGGAAUAGCUGGGUUUUUAUCUAAAGCCAUCCAUUUCUGACAAUUAAUGUCAAGCAGCACACAGAUGCAGCCUUGUGCUGCUUUGCCUAAAGCACCGUCGCUAAUGGCUGGAAUGCCGAUUGAGUUUUACCUACUUAAACACGCAUAAAUGCUUCAGAAUGCCUUCAAAAGUGUCAUGCCUUUACGUGUUGACAGUUGUUUGCUGGGCAAGCGCCCUCUGGUAUCUAAGCAUAUCCAGACCCACGACGUCGUUCGUGGGGCAGCUGACCGCUCCGGCUCGGAAGGCUGUAAAAGCCCCGAAAACCAACACCACCACAUUUAGCAACAUCAGAACGCGGCCGCUAAACCCGCACGGAUUCGAUUUCAUCAUCAACGAGCCCAAGAAAUGUGAGACCAACGUGCCAUUCCUGGUGAUACUCAUCAGCACAACUCACAAGGAGUUUGACGCUCGUCAGGCGAUUCGAGAGACAUGGGGCGACGAGAGCACGUUCAGCGACCUCCGCAUCAUCACGCUCUUCCUCCUCGGCCGCAGCACCGACAGCGUCCUCAACCAGAUGGUGGAGCAGGAGAGUCAGAUCUUCCACGACAUCGUAGUAGAGGACUUUGUGGACUCCUACCACAACCUGACCCUCAAGACCCUGAUGGGAAUGCGUUGGGUGGCCACCUUCUGCAACCAGGCGAAGUACGUAAUGAAGACGGACAGCGACAUCUUCGUAAACAUGGACAACCUGGUCUACAAGUUGCUAAAACCAGCCACCAAGCCCAGGAGGAGGUACUUCACAGGCUACGUCAUCAACGGCUCACCUAUUCGAGACAUGCGCAGUAAGUGGUACAUGCCCAGAGACCUGUACCCAGAGAGCAAGUACCCGCCGUUCUGCUCCGGCACAGGCUACGUGUUCUCGGCGGACGUGGCCGAGCUGAUCUAUAAGACUUCCCUCCACACCCGCCUGCUCCACCUGGAGGACGUGUAUGUAGGAGUUUGCCUGAGGAAGCUUGGCAUUCACCCGUAUCAGAACAGUGGCUUCAAUCAUUGGAAAAUGGCUUACAGCCUCUGUAGAUACCGCAGAGUCAUCACCGUGCACCAGAUCUCCCCCGAGGAGAUGCAUCGGAUCUGGAACGACAUGUCCAGCAAGAAACAUCUCAAGUGUUAGUAAUGCUCAAAAACUACUGUGUAUCUGUGCCCAUUUUUUAUAUAUAUACACGCAGGACAAAAAGGACACCACAUGCAGCAGAGUAACACGGAGAGCACAUGCCGUCUCUUCCCCAAGCCCUGAAGCAGCCUGUGACAUUUACUCAACUCUAAAUGCUCAUGGUUUUAUUAGACCCCUCGAGCAUUUUGCUUGGAGUGGAGAAUAUCCUACUGCUGGCAUGCAAAUGCGAGGUGCACUGAAAAAAUAAAUAAUACUGCGAGAGUGAGUGUUUUUGCCAUGCCAAUCUAAUUGCAUCAAGGUAAGAUGCACCAUGCUGUUUUAAAACACCUUAAAUGCUAAUUCAUGCAUAAACAGUUUUUUUUUAUACUGUAGUAAUUUGGCUCAGCUGCUCAGAAAAGGUGCUCUCUGAGUUGGAUAAGACCAAACAUGAAUGUCCUUGAAAUGUCUUUUUUUUUUUUUUUUUUUCUUCAUUGCACAUGGCUCUGUUGGAUGUAAUUAUUUUAGAAGUGUUGAUGGUGAUCAGCACUCAAGAUGAAAACAGUGUUAAUAACGAUAUUGUUAAAAAUAUUCCAACAGAAACAGAACGGUACUUGUUACAGAUUUUUGUUUCAUGUGAAAGCGCCCGAGUUCUAUUUCUUUACAUCUCGAUGUGUAAACAAAAAGCUUCUUCUUUUCUGUAAACAAACAAACAAAAAAACAAACAAAAAAAACGGACAAAGAUGUAUAACUCAUUAUUUAUAAUAACUACGACAAAUUAUUUUCUUACUCAGUUUCUGUAACUGAUGGUUAACGACUCAUGUCUUUUCCUUCAGAUCUCGCUGGCUCAUGUUUGUAUUACUACUGCAUAUGCAUAUUCUAUAUUUACUUACCACAUAGUACAGAGUAUCAUAUAGUGAGUAUUGGCUGUAUUUGGUAAAACUGGUAAACUGGUAAACAGCACUGUAAAUGCACUCUAUGAAAGAAUGAAUGUUCCAUCAUGUAGUAUAUAUAUAUAAAUAUAUGUUACAUAUCAAUAUAUACGCACUUCAGCAAAGGCGACAGGACUGGACAGUGGAAACAUUCUAUUUUCUAGAACUUGUGGAGGCCAAAAUUUAAUUUUCAUGUGUUUAUUUUUUUAUUCACUCAUACUAUGAAGCAAUGUGUGGCAUUUAACUGUGAAAAGCAUAGAUAAAGAGGGGGGGGGAGCUGCCCCUCUGGGAAGUUGUUGUAUUGUUGUAUUAUACUGUGGAUUUUUUUAAAACAUAAAAGUACUCAAGCAUAAUGCAGUUUCUUUGAAGUGUUUAUCUUUUUAAUUAUGUUUUCAUUCAUUUACAUUUAGGACCUAAGGACCUGCUGGGUUUAACACGCCCUCGGAUUGUGUGGAAAUGUGCUUUCUUUUUAACUGUAUUAAUGCUCUCUUCAUGGGCUUUUUUUUAUUGAGAAUGAACUCUUCUUUUGCUCCCUGCUGUUUGUCAUUUGCAGGCAUAUUGUUUUUUAUUGCCUUUAGCUGAACACAUUUUCUGUACUGUACUCCUGUUAACUUAAAAACAUACAGUUGUACAAAAGUUCCAGCACACUUGUUCAAAUGAGACAUCUUGUAGGUUUUUAUCAUAGACUGUAUAUAGCUGGACAGAGCAUCGUCUCUCAAAAGUGAAGCCACCACAGGUCGGGCGCCCCCUGCUGUUCGGCUGCAGAAAGCUGUGUAACUCCACCCAUCCCCAUAGGUUUCAAUGGCAAAACAGACAACUUUUAAUCACGUUUUUUUCUAAUAUACUGUAAUUCUACCUCCAUUAUUUAAAUGCAGCAGCUAGUGUAACCUCUGCUUAUAUUGUCAAAUUUUUAUAUUCUCACAGAGUUCGUUUUUUAAAACGUUAUUCAGCUCUAUUCAAAACAGGUGUGGUUAUGGUAAAAGGGCUGCUUAUGGGCGGGACCAAUAACAGACCGUCAGCUCCGCUCCGCCCCGCUCUGCAGUCUGUGACUGCGAGGCAGCCCUCAGGGGCGGAGUUAUUUAAAUGAGUAGGAGCUCUCCACAGCCUUUCUCCCUCCUCUGGUCUCUACUGCGCAGACUCUGGUCUCUGAAUCGCCAAAAUGGCAGAAGAUUUUGGCUUCAUUUUCAUUGAAUGAAUGGGAACGGCGACACGGCGUCCAUCUUUAUAUACAGUCUAUGGUUUUUAUAAUGAAAAACUGCUGGAUAGGACCAAGACAUCUGCAAUAUGAUGAUGCGCUCAGAAAACUUUGGGCUGGACUUCAGGUGGGCUUCUGGUUGUGAAUAGAAGAAGGGAGAAGGGAGGGGUGGA
This is a messenger RNA of Astyanax mexicanus (Mexican tetra), 3736 nucleotides long. RefSeq names its product UDP-Gal:betaGlcNAc beta 1,3-galactosyltransferase, polypeptide 1b (gene b3galt1b). Bases 468 to 1460 code for a protein of 330 amino acids. Gene Ontology annotation, molecular function: N-acetyl-beta-D-glucosaminide beta-(1,3)-galactosyltransferase activity. The record is from RefSeq and is a predicted model, not a curated record. The transcript is spliced from 4 exons. Gene Ontology annotation, cellular component: membrane. NCBI's taxonomy places the organism in Eukaryota, Metazoa, Chordata, Actinopteri, Characiformes, Acestrorhamphidae.